Molecule: messenger RNA, 1679 nt
Organism: Vollenhovia emeryi
Lineage: Eukaryota; Metazoa; Arthropoda; Insecta; Hymenoptera; Formicidae
Exons: 2
Coding region: 234-1241 (335 amino acids)
Source: RefSeq, a predicted model, not a curated record
ACCGUUUACUAUACUUAAUUCCGGUUCUAGUUGACUGAGCUGCUAUUGUGCGUCGCGAAUUUAUAAAUAUUUCUUUACCUGUAACGCAUUUGUAACAUUAAUAAUGUAUUGGCACGUUUUAUCGUAAUGUAAUUACAAUAGCAAUGCAAGCAAAACUAUCGUUGUUGCUGUAACGUGUCUGCUGUAGACAUCAAGUUGGAUAUUUACGUUACGUCUACAUACGGAUAUUAAAAAUGAAUGAUUCCUUCUUGGAAGAGCUAGAGUUAAUACCAAAGGAAUCAAAGAAGACGUCUCAGCAAUUAGAUCGCCAUGUAACUACCAGGCAUGCUACUUCUUCUCCGCUGGUUCAUUUCUCGAAACAAGAUGAGAAAGAUAACGUUAUGCAACAGAAGGAUUUUAUGGCAACAGUUCCAAGUGCGUCUGACAUUAAGAUUGUAGUUAGUAAAGAGUCCUCUUCGAAAAGUUCCAAGAGAUACUCUGAUCCGAAUGUGAAAAAACAUUUUGUGAGCUUGAAGCCGUCAGAGAAAACUGAGAAGAACGCGGACAGUAAAGGAAAGCCUGUAGAUAUGAAAAUAAAAGUGAGCAACAAUCAGCAGAGCGCUAGCGGAGAAAACAAGAUAAAACUUCAUGAGAUAAAGUAUCCUAAGGCGCAUGAGAAUAAAGAUUAUAAGCGACGUUCGGCAUCCCUUAAAGAGACCACUCAUUCGACGAAUAUUUCCUCUAAGGAGUACAGACGUUCUCUUGAUUCUUCUAAUAACAAUUCCUCAGAUGCUUCCAGUAAGGAAAAUAGCCGUCCGUCGGAUUCUUCUAAAGAGGCUGGUUCUCAAAAUCUGACGAAAGAGAAGGAAAAAUUUACGGAGAGAUCAAGAAGAUCAGGCUUCAAACUACAAGAUCAGGAUCCAGUUGUUUUACUCACUGCUAUUAAAGAACUGAUAAGCACGUAUACCAAGCAAGAGAGCACGAAGAUUCUGCGCGCUAUGCAGGAGCUACAUAUAAACUCUCAAGCUACCUUGAUUAAAAAUCUCUUGAAUCAAACUGAUGACCUGGUUAAAGAAAUGCAUCCCAGCAAAGAUUCUGCUAGAGUGAAAGCACUGAUUGAGGAGAAUGAACAAUUGCAUCAGGAGUUGAUGGCUAUGCGAAUGCGAAACGAGAAUCUGCAGACUAAAUUAGAGGAGCUUGAAUUUUUGAGACAAGAAAACAUGACAUUGAAAUUAAAAUGUACCGAGCUGUCUCAGAUAUAAUAUCAGACGAUUGUAUGAAAUGUUGGACCAUAAAAUGUUUAACAAUUUAUUUUGCACAAAGUGCUAAUUAGGACGUUUACGAUUUUAAUUUCUUGACACUGAAAAAAACGCGUUACAUAUUGCAAGAUUGAAAGAAGUAUUCCUUGCUAAUACUACCAAAAGAGAUCACACUUACUAAACUAUUAAUAUUCGCAUUUAUUUUUAACUAAUGCCAUAAUAUAAUAGUGCUAUGAAGAUUACUUAACUAUUAAUCCAUAUAGUAAAGUAAGUGCCUUGAUGUAUUAAAAUGUAAUAUCGAUGACAUUACAUCGUUAAAAUAAUUUAUUUUUUUUAAAAAACGUUACUAGAUGCUAGUUCUUAGAUAUAUGUGCGUUAAGAGUUUAUCCUAUAAUAAAAUUUUUGUAAUAUUUAAUAAACAAAUAUAUUUACUUACAUAAA